Aspergillus tanneri is the source of this 1221-nucleotide messenger RNA. Its product is annotated as putative lectin family integral membrane protein. NCBI's taxonomy places the organism in Eukaryota, Fungi, Ascomycota, Eurotiomycetes, Eurotiales, Aspergillaceae. The coding region runs from base 1 to 1221 and encodes 406 amino acids. The record is from RefSeq and is a predicted model, not a curated record. Gene Ontology annotation, cellular component: endoplasmic reticulum-Golgi intermediate compartment; endoplasmic reticulum membrane; COPII-coated ER to Golgi transport vesicle. Gene Ontology annotation, molecular function: D-mannose binding. The transcript is spliced from 7 exons. Gene Ontology annotation, biological process: endoplasmic reticulum organization; endoplasmic reticulum to Golgi vesicle-mediated transport; Golgi organization.
AUGGCUGCAGCGCAGUCAGUGAUUGAAAGUUCCAGCUUUGGAUGGGGUCAAACUAUAUCUCCGAACAGGGAUUCCAUCCCGGGAUGGCACGUUGGGGGAGAAGGCCAUAGUCCUCAGAUUCUUUCUAACAAAAUGAUCCUAACACCUCCUUAUCCGGGGAAUACGAGAGGGUUUGCUUGGUCACAGACUCCUGUAUCGCAGCAGUGGUGGGAUGCCGAAUUCCAGUUCCGAGCCAGCGGUAGUGAGAGGGGAGGUGGUAACCUCCAGAUAUGGUAUGCAAAGGAUGGGCAGAGUAAAAUUGGCUCCUCUAGCAUAUACACUGUGGGUCAGUUCGACGGUCUUGCGAUUGUUAUUGAUACCCAUGGCGGCAGAGGAGGCAGUGUCAGAGGGUUCCUCAAUGACGGUACAACGGACUAUAAAAGCCACAAAAGUGUGGACAGCUUGGCUUUUGGCCAUUGUAGCUAUGCUUAUCGCAAUCUUGGGCGCCCUUCUGUUCUCCAUGUCAAACAUACCACAUCUGGUCUUCAAGUCACCGUUGACGAUAAGCUAUGUUUCUCCACCAACAAGGUUGUACUGCCUUCCGGUAACAACUUUGGUGUGACAGCAGCGACUCCGGAAAACCCGGACUCUUUUGAAGUCUUCAAAUUUGUCCUACAGAGCAGCUCGUCCGGGUCGAGCAAAUCCGCUCCUCCAGUCCAGGAACGGGGUAACCAAAAGCCCGUUGGACUAGGCAAACCACAGCAACAACCAGCCCGUGCAGAGACCAAGUCCCCCAACUUGAUAGAUCAACAAUUCGCUGAUCUCGGUGCCCGUCUCCAGCUCCUCAACCACGCCACCAGCAACAUCAUCCGUGAGAUCGGCAUGAUUAACACCAAGAGUGACAAGCGCCACACGGAGCUGACCCAACAGUUGGCCAGCAAAAGCGAGCUCUCCUCUCUCGACGUCCGGCUUCAGAGAAUAGAGCAGGCGCUGCAGAAUAUCCAGCGGGACCUCGAAGGCAAGGACUACCGCGACCAAUUCAACAAGCUCCAGGAUAUCCUCCGGUCCUCCCAUGUGACACUGACCAACAGUCUGCAAGGCCACCUUCUCAACGUUGUUACCGCAUCGUCACCUCGCAUGGGCUUCUUCAUCUGCCUCAUCAUUGCCUUCCAGGUGUUCCUCGCCGUCUCAUACAUCAUCUACAAGCGUCGUCGUGCCAACAUGCCCAAGAAAUUCCUCUAG